UCCUCGUAUUACAGGUAUCAUAAUCACGUUUUCUCUCGUCUCUUCCUCUGUUGGUUCUUCCCAUCUGCGAUGCACCAGACCUUCUCUCUCUCACUCUCUCUCCUCAAUUUGUAUAGGAUUUGGAUUUCGAAACGCUGAAGGAUUUGAUCAGAUCGGAUCUUGGAGUUUUCUGAUUGUUGAAAGUAUUUUAGUCCGUUUCAUCCGAUCUCUUCCCCCAAAAUGCCGUCGGUUUACGGAGCGACAAUAACCACCUUCGAAGACUCCGAGAAAGAGAGCGAGUAUGGAUACGUUCGCAAGGUAUCUGGUCCAGUUGUUGUUGCUGAUGGAAUGGCAGGGGCUGCUAUGUACGAACUGGUUCGAGUUGGACAUGACAGCCUUAUUGGGGAAAUUAUCCGGUUGGAAGGAGAUUCUGCUACAAUCCAAGUGUAUGAAGAAACAGCUGGGUUGACGGUGAAUGAUCCUGUUUUACGAACACACAAGCCUCUUUCGGUAGAGUUGGGUCCUGGAAUAUUGGGAAAUAUUUUUGAUGGGAUUCAGAGGCCUCUGAAGACCAUUGCAAGAAUAUCUGGCGAUGUCUAUAUCCCUCGUGGUGUCGCCGUCCCAGCCCUUGACAAAGACAUACUUUGGGAAUUCAAUCCUAAAAAAAUAGGCGAGGGAGAUCUUUUGACAGGUGGAGAUUUCUAUGCUACUGUUUUUGAGAACAGUUUAAUGCAGCACCAUGUAGUGCUUCCUCCUGAUGCCAUGGGAAAGAUAACCUACAUUGCACCAGCUGGUCAGUACUCGUUGAAGGACACUGUCCUUGAGCUUGAAUUUCAAGGUGUCAAAAAGCAAUUUACCAUGCUUCAGACUUGGCCUGUACGUACACCUAGGCCUGUGGCAUCAAAACUUGCUGCUGAUACUCCCCUUCUUACCGGGCAGCGUGUUCUUGAUGCACUUUUCCCCUCGGUUCUUGGUGGUACUUGUGCCAUACCUGGUGCAUUUGGCUGUGGAAAAACAGUUAUUAGUCAAGCUCUUUCCAAGUACUCUAACUCCGACACUGUGGUUUAUGUUGGCUGUGGGGAAAGAGGAAAUGAAAUGGCAGAGGUCCUCAUGGAUUUCCCUCAACUGACAAUGACACUACCUGAUGGCCGGGAGGAAUCUGUCAUGAAACGUACUACACUUGUGGCCAACACUUCAAACAUGCCUGUGGCUGCUCGUGAGGCUUCUAUUUAUACAGGAAUCACAAUAGCUGAAUACUUCAGAGAUAUGGGAUACAAUGUUAGUAUGAUGGCAGAUUCGACAUCUCGGUGGGCAGAAGCACUGCGUGAAAUAUCAGGUCGACUGGCCGAGAUGCCUGCUGAUAGUGGGUAUCCUGCUUAUCUGGCCUCACGUUUGGCAUCCUUCUACGAGCGUGCUGGUAAAGUGAAAUGUCUUGGUUCACCUGAACGUACUGGUAGUGUGACAAUUGUUGGUGCUGUUUCUCCUCCUGGUGGAGAUUUCUCGGAUCCUGUUACAUCUGCAACCCUCAGCAUUGUUCAGGUUUUCUGGGGUCUGGACAAGAAGCUGGCCCAAAGGAAACACUUCCCAUCUGUAAACUGGCUUAUUUCCUACUCCAAGUAUUCAGGGGCAUUGGAGUCCUUUUAUGAGAAAUUCGAUCCUGAUUUUAUUGACAUCAGGACAAUUGCUCGUGAGGUGCUGCAGAGAGAAGAUGACCUCAACGAAAUUGUCCAAUUGGUUGGAAAGGAUGCUUUAGCGGAAACAGAUAAAAUUACCCUAGAAACUGCAAAGCUUUUGAGGGAGGACUAUCUUGCUCAGAAUGCCUUUACUCCAUAUGAUAAAUUCUGCCCUUUUUACAAGUCUGUUUGGAUGAUGCGCAACAUUGUCCAUUUCUAUAAUUUGGCCAACCAGGCCGUGGAGCGAGGAGCUGGUAUGGAUGGCCAGAAGAUAACUUACACCCUUAUUAAGCAUCGGUUGGGAGAUCUAUUUUAUCGUUUGGUGUCUCAGAAAUUUGAGGAUCCUGCUGAAGGAGAGGAUGCUUUAAAGGCAAAAUUUGAGAAGCUUCAUGAAGAUCUGACAGCUGGUUUCCGCAACCUUGAGGAUGAAACUCGAUGAUCAAAAUUUUGGCCUAAAUGGAUUUUAGGCCCACCUACAUGCGAAUAUUGUUUGUGGUGGGAAAAAGGGGGAUAUUGUGUUAUUUUGUGUAUGGAGGAACCAAAUGAGAUCAGUAGGUUUUGCAUCAGGCUUGUUUGGCAAUGCUGGUUUGUUCCAUGCUUUAUGGUUUGUGGAACUACUAUGUUAUUAUAGUUAUUAUUCUGUAUUUCAUUAUCGCUCACCUUUUUGUAGAAAUACGAGAGACAUCUUCUAGCGUUGUUAUGUUGUUUCAGUGAUUCUCUUUGGGAUCUUUGUUAAAAUAAGUGAAUGUACACAUUAUUUUAGUUUCCUACAAUAAGAUAUUUCAUUUAUUA
Molecule: messenger RNA, 2444 nt
Organism: Ilex paraguariensis (yerba mate)
Lineage: Eukaryota; Viridiplantae; Streptophyta; Magnoliopsida; Aquifoliales; Aquifoliaceae
Source: the annotation of a GenBank genome assembly